AUGGCCACCAUGCAGGUCGAACACUGCUUCCACUGCGCCCACCACACCAUGGAGAGCGACCGUGACCGAAGUAUGCGCACGGUCCUCCUGGCCAACGAAAUUCGGAAGCGCAAGAGGCAGUCCCUCGAAGCCGCCGUCCCCGUCGCUGCGGCCAUGCUCGCCCACCACGCCCAGCAGCAGCUGCCCCAGCCGGUUGACACCAAGCGACGACGCAUCGUCGUGGCCGAGGUCCAGCAGCCGCAGCACGUCGUCGCCGAGCCCCGCGUGCGCGAGGAGAAGGAGCGCGCCAAGCGCAGCGAGCGCCGCGUGCGCAUCACCAUGAAGCGCAGUAGCUCACCCGCGGCCACGGCCACGGCCGCCAUCGUGGGCACCGCCGCGGCGCCCAUCGUGGUGGUCGACGACGACGAGGUCAUCGAGAGUGGGCACAUCAAGGCCGCCGUGAGCGAGGUGCUCGCGCAGCACCAGGCCGCCGAGCAGCAGCAGCUCAAGCAGAACAUCACCGCCGCGUCGGGCCAGCAGAGCGAGCUCCACGUGUACGAUCUGUACUUCUCGAAGGAGAGCCUGGGCGCCAUCGUCAAUCUGGUGUCGGAGUGGAUCCGGCUGUACGACCAGACGGCGUACGCGACGUUCACCAAGGAGGAGCGCGAGAAGUGGAUCAUCUCGCUGGUGCAGAUGAUCGUGCAGAUCCUCAACUGGCGGCUGAACAACUUCUUCAGCUCGUACUCGCAGUGCUUCAAGAUCGAGUCGUUCCCCAACCUAUUCUCGAAGAACUUCAAGGCCGACACGUCGCGCGUGGGCGUCGACAAGCUGGCCAAGAAGUGGCAGAAGCGCAACUACGAGCUGCUGCUCGCGACGCUCAUGUACGCCGAUCGCUACGUGCGCGCCCGCGGCCUCAAGGACAUCCCGCUCUUCCACCUGCUCGCCGUCUCGUCGCUCUGCACGAUCAAGCACUGGCUCGAGGAGCGCAACCGCCACGCCAACCGCCUCUUCGCCGACGUGCUCAGCCUCACCGUCAAGCAGGUCAACGCGCUCGAGCGCACCUUCCUCGCCGGCCUCAACUACUCCCUCAGCCUCGCGCCCGAGGACUUCCCCCAGUUCCUCCUCGCCCAGAUGUCCGCCAAGCGCGUCUAG
Acanthamoeba castellanii str. Neff is the source of this 1131-nucleotide messenger RNA. RefSeq lists its product as uncharacterized. The record is from RefSeq and is a predicted model, not a curated record. Lineage: Eukaryota; Discosea; Longamoebia; Acanthamoebidae. Bases 1 to 1131 code for a protein of 376 amino acids. The transcript is spliced from 2 exons.